UGGGCGGGGCGCCGCGCUGACGUUGCCCGGGAUGCGGGCAGGUUCCGCCGCCGCCACCGCCGCCGCCACCGCCGCCUCCGCCUCGCCUGCCACCGGGGUUUGUAUGAAAACACCGGGCGGCGGGCGGCGAGAAUUCCGCCGUGCUCCCAGAGAGCAGCCGCCGGCGCUGCGGAUGCCGAGCUGGUGCCGCGGCUCUGCCCAGUCCCGCCAGCGCCCCAUCCUGAGCCGAUUAUCUGCAAUGAUGAAAUGAAGUAACUCAAGAUGAGCAAGUUAAAAGUGGUAUCAGAGAAGAGCCUUACCAACAAUUCACGGAUCGUGGGACUCCUGGCUCAGCUGGAGAAGAUCAAUACUGAAUCUGCAGAAUCAGAUACUGCCCGAUAUGUUACAUCAAAAAUUCUUCAUCUGGCCCAAAGUCAAGAAAAGACAAGGAGAGAAAUGACAGCCAAAGGUUCUACAGGAAUGGAAGUUCUGCUGUCAACCCUAGAGAACACGAAAGAUCUUCAAACUACACUUAAUAUCUUAAGCAUUCUUGUUGAGCUGGUGUCAGCUGGUGGAGGUCGAAGAGCGAGUUUCUUGGUCGCCAAAGGUGGUUCACAAAUAUUGUUGCAGUUACUUACGAAUGCUAGCAAAGAAUCUCCCCAGAAUGAGGAGUUAAUGGUGCAGAUUCAUUCUAUUCUUGCAAAGAUUGGACCAAAAGACAAAAAAUUUGGAGUGAAAGCUAGAAUUAAUGGAGCUCUGAAUAUAACUCUGAAUUUGGUCAAACAGAAUUUGCAGAAUCAUCGCUUGGUUUUGCCUUGUCUUCAGCUUUUACGAGUAUAUUCUGCCAAUUCUGUGAAUUCAGUAUCCUUAGGGAAAAAUGGAGUUGUGGAGCUGCUGUUUAAAAUCAUUGGACCAUUUAGUAAGAAGAAUUCGGGUCUCAUGAAGGUUGCUUUAGACACUCUUGCUGCAUUGCUAAAAUCAAAAACAAACGCCAGGAGAGCUGUAGACAGAGGAUAUGUCCAAGUCCUUUUAACAAUUUAUGUAGAUUGGCACCGCCAUGAUAACCGGCAUAGAAACAUGCUCAUUCGGAAAGGAAUUUUACAGAGUUUAAAAAGUGUUACAAACAUCAAGUUGGGAAGAAAAGCAUUUAUAGAUGCCAAUGGGAUGAAAAUUCUCUAUAACACUUCACAAGAAUGUUUGGCAGUUAGGACCCUUGAUCCUCUUGUCAACACCUCCAGUCUAAUAAUGAGGAAGUGUUUUCCUAAAAAUCGCCUGCCACUCCCAACGAUUAAAAGUUCUUUCCAUUUCCAGUUGCCGGUUAUUCCUGUGACUGGGCCUGUGGCCCAGCUCUACAGUUUACCCCCUGAAGUGGACGACGUAGUGGAUGAAAGUGAUGACAACGAUGACCUUGACUUAGAAGCCGAAAAUGAAACUGAAAAUGAAGAUGACGUAGAUCAGAAUUUUAAGAAUGAUGAUAUUGAAACAGAUAUUAACAAGCUAAAACCCCAGCAGGAACCAGGACGAACGAUAGAAGAACUCCAAAUGUAUGAACACCUUUUCCCUGAGCUUGUUGAUGAUUUUCAGGACUAUGAUUUAAUCUCCAAAGAACCAAAGCCUUUUGUAUUUGAGGGGAAAGUACGCGGCCCUAUUGUUGUUCCUACAGCUGGAGAGGAAGCAUCUGGAAAUUCAGGCAAUUUAAGAAAAGGAGUUGUAAGGAAGGUGCAUGUGUCUCCUAAAGGAGAUGAAGGUGAUAAGAAACCUACCUGUAUGGAUCUGGCAAAAGAAGAUAUGAAAGAUAAUGGCAGAACAUCACAACAGCAGCCGGGUGAUCAAAAUAGAACUAUUUCUUCCACCCAGGGCCUAAACAACGAUAUUGUGAAGGCAUUGGACCGAAUUACGUUGCAGAAUCUUCCUUCUCAGACAGGCCCGGGUUUUACCGCAGGAGGGAAGAAGGACUACAGUCUCCCUCUCACUGUCCUUACGUGCGCUAAAGCUUGUCCACACAUGGCUGCUUGCGGAAAUGUUCUGUUUGAGGGAAGAACAGUUCAGCUAGGGAAGCUUUGUUGUACUGGAGUUGAAACUGAGGAUGAUGAAGAUACAGAGUCUACUUCAUCAGUGGAACAGACAUCAGUGGAAGUCUCAGAUGGACCCACACUCCACGACUCAGAUCUCUAUAUUGAGAUUGUGAAAAAUACAAAGUCUGUCCCAGAAUAUUCAGAGGUGGCUUAUCCUGAUUAUUUUGGUCACAUUCCACCUCCAUUCAAAGAGCCUAUCUUAGAAAGACCUUACGGUGUACAAAGGACAAAAAUUGCCCAAGAUAUUGAGAGGUUAAUACAUCAGAGUGAUAUCAUAGAUCGAGUGGUAUAUGACUUGGAUAACCCAAAUUACACUAUUCCAGAAGAAGGAGAUAUUUUGAAGUUUAACUCCAAAUUUGAAUCUGGGAAUCUGCGCAAAGUAAUUCAAAUUAGAAAAAAUGAAUAUGAUCUUAUUCUGAACUCAGAUAUAAAUAGCAAUCAUUAUCAUCAGUGGUUUUACUUUGAAGUCAGUGGAAUGCGACCAGGUGUUGCUUACAGGUUUAACAUCAUUAACUGUGAAAAGUCCAACAGUCAAUUUAAUUAUGGUAUGCAACCACUCAUGUAUUCGGUUCAGGAAGCAUUAAAUGCCAGACCAUGGUGGAUUCGUGUGGGAACUGACAUUUGUUAUUACAAAAAUCACUUCUCAAGAAGUUCAGUUGCUGCAGGUGGGCAAAAGGGAAAAUCCUACUAUACAAUUACAUUCACUGUCAAUUUUCCACAUAAAGAUGAUGUUUGCUACUUUGCUUAUCACUAUCCAUACACAUAUUCAACUUUACAGAUGCACCUUCAAAAAUUGGAAUCAGCACACAAUCCUCAGCAAAUCUAUUUUCGAAAAGAUGUGUUAUGUGAAACCCUGUCUGGAAACACCUGUCCCUUGGUGACUAUAACAGCAAUGCCAGAGUCUAAUUAUUAUGAACAUAUCUGUCAAUUCAGAAAUCGCCCUUACGUUUUCUUGUCUGCUCGGGUCCAUCCUGGAGAAACUAACGCAAGUUGGGUAAUGAAAGGAACAUUGGAGUAUCUCAUGAGUAAUAACCCUACUGCUCAGAGCUUACGAGAAUCCUAUAUUUUUAAAAUUGUCCCUAUGCUAAAUCCAGAUGGUGUCAUCAAUGGAAAUCACCGCUGUUCUUUAAGUGGAGAGGAUCUGAAUAGACAGUGGCAAAGUCCAAAUCCAGAUUUACAUCCUACAAUUUACCACGCUAAGGGGCUGCUACAAUACCUGGCCGCUGUGAAGCAUUUACCACUGGUUUAUUGUGAUUAUCAUGGCCACUCCCGAAAGAAGAAUGUAUUUAUGUAUGGCUGCAGCAUCAAAGAGACAGUAUGGCAUACCAGUGAUAAUGCAGCUUCAUGUGAUGUCGUGGAAGAUGUAGGAUACAGGACCUUGCCUAAGAUACUGAGCCAUAUUGCUCCAGCAUUUUGCAUGAGCAGCUGUAGCUUUGUAGUGGAAAAAUCUAAAGAAUCCACGGCACGUGUUGUGGUUUGGAGGGAGAUAGGCGUACAAAGAAGCUAUACCAUGGAAAGUACUUUGUGUGGCUGUGAUCAGGGAAAAUACAAGGGUCUACAGAUUGGUACUCGAGAAUUGGAAGAGAUGGGAGCAAAAUUUUGUGUUGGUCUGCUGCGUUUGAAAAGACUGACAUCUCCAUUGGAAUAUAAUCUGCCUUCCAGCCUGCUUGACUUUGAAAAUGACUUGAUUGACUCGAACUGCAAAGUAACGAGGAAACUUGGCAGCUCUGAACUCCAAUUUUUGCCACCAAUCCUUUGAAAUUGCUGAAAGCUCUGAUGACUUCUCUGCCUCUUAGCAGCUGCCCUUGCCUGGCCUUGGUUCCCUCUGGACUUUGCCCCACGCACCUUUUCUCUUGGUUGAUUUUGCUUUGUAUCCUUUCACUGUAAUAAGUCAUAGCUGUUAAUACAACUGCGUGUUGAAUCCUGUAAAUCUUGCUAGCAUGUCACCAAACCUGGGGUGGCCUUGGGACCCUCAAUGCACAUGCCCAUUUUGAGUUUCCGGUUAAGUUCAAUUAUUAUCUCUGAGAUUUUCAUGUUCUAUUGAGAAUGAACAGAGACAGAUGAUAAUGUAACCCUUUUUCAUAUGUGUGUAAACCCAGACUCAGAGAUGAACUGACCCAAGAUCAUCCAUGUGGUAAUUCUUCACAAAACCAGGAAUCGUGCCCACGUCUAACCCAGAAUUCCCCUGUACUUUCGUUGUAUCUUGUAUCUUCCAAGGAACUAAGCAGAAUUGCUAAAAAGGAAUGGCUUCAGCCUUUGAAGCUGUCCGAAUUAUUGGGAAGCUUAACUGUUUACCACUUUUCAUUACGUAUAAGAAAUGUUUCUAGAUCAAUAGUAAAGUAAGUUGGAGGUUAGUGACUUCAUUACUAUUUUUUUGAAGGCAGCUUAGUUAUAUAUUAUUUUCCAAUGAAGUAUCAGUAAAUUAACAACUUUCUUUACUUUUUUUUCCCCCCAAAUAGAUAUCCUUUUAUUAGAAAUUCUAACUCUGUGUGUGGGUAUGCACGUGUGCAGGAAUGUGCAAAUACUUAUGUAUACACUGUGGUCAGUUAAGACCGACAAAAAUUGUUACUUGUAUUUUCUAUGGAUAAUUUUGUUUGCUUUGUGAUAUUUAGUAGAUGCCGAAUCUCUUAUGAGCUAAGAAUCAAAUUAUAUAAAUGGAACAUUCUCUAAUAUUUAGGCAGAUAGAGAUUUUUCUUUCACCUGAGACCUGAUAUUUGAAUACAAGAAAGACAUAAUCGGCAAGUCACAAAUUGGUAAUUUGGACAAUGGAAUAUUUUUCUGUUUGUGUAUCAGUUUCAGACUUUCUCCCCUAGGAUAUGUUCAUUGUGCUGUCUAAAAACAGUAGGUUAGUCUCAAAACUGUUGAAGAGGACAAGGUUAAGGUAGGAUUCUGAGUCACAAAAGUAAGGCAGUGGUUUUAGUCAGUGGCUUGGCGGCAGCCCAUCGCCUGGGCUCUGUAGGAAUUACCAAAAUUGAUUAACUUUUUUUUAACAGAUUUUAUUAAUUUCAUAAUAACAUUUUGUAUUUGUCUAACCUAAGAAUUUAUAAAUGCUUUCCCACUUUACUACAACAAUUUGCGAGGUAGUGGGUCUGAUAUUGUGAUCUCUGCUUGUACAGUAGAGAAAAACCGGUGUUGGAAACCAAGGACAUGACUUGCUCAAGGUCAUGCAGCUGGUUAGUAGAAGAGGAGAGGCACAGACCCAGAAUUUCUGACUCCAUAAACAGUGUUUUGCUUCUUUCAUGCUUGUAUAGGGAACAGAGCUGAAGAUCUGCCUUCUGGUGUCUCAGAUGUCAAGUCAGCUCUCAUGCAAGUAGUUGGGCACACACUGAGGGGGAUGGUGAAUUUCUUAGGUUUAAUUUUGUGUAUGCUUAAUAGUUUAACACAAGGAUAGCCAGAACACUUUCUAAAUCUGAAUAAAGCAGAAUUUUUUGUUAUCUUUAGAAAUCAGUUGGAAUUUUAAACCUUUUCUGCAUCUCAAUGACACCCUACAGCAGAGAAUUUCAACAGAUUCAUCCUGUGAGAAAGUCAUAUGGGUGAAGAUUUUGGUAUUUUUCCUGAAGCGGCAUGAGGAAGAUUUGGUUUGGGACUAAAAAUGCUAUUCUCUUUUAGAAUCAAAUGUUUCUUAUUGAUUAAAAUCCAGAGUAGAAGGAUGUUAGGGUAGGUGAACAGAGGCCAGUUAUUGGAGAAUGAAGCAGAAACAGGCAACGGGAGUCAACUUAAAUGAAGAAAAUUAGGGGAACAAGAAAGUCGUGGUGGGAAAAAAGUAAUAGUGACAGGAAAUAAUUAAGUGCUGAUUAGAGUUUCUUUUUGUGAUUGAAUUAUUACUUGAAUUCCUUUCUGUUGAUGUCAAGGGAUUAUUUAUUUUAUAACUCUAGGGCAAAUUACCUUCAAGUCUUUCUCUUCUUAUCUGAAGGCAAUUGUGAGAUAAUGUAUAGGAAAGCCCUUCCUAAAUCAUGAAUUGUUCAAAACAUAUGUUGGAAUUAUUAAUAAAAGCAAAGCUGAAUUGCUGUGAUUGGUCUUGAGCCUUAAGUUUUUUUACUAAAGUAUAAUCAGUGAGAUGGGGUAAUAUAAAAAUCGAUGGUCUCAUUGGCUCCGUGGCUUCUUAUAAAGAGUUCAGCAAACAUUUGUUUAGGGCCUACAAUGUAUCAAGCACUUUUGGGAGCUGACAGGAGGCACUAAGAUGAGUAAGUCACAGUUGCUGACCUUAAAGUGCUUAGGAGACAGACCCACAAGUCAGUGGUUUCACCUGCAUACCAGAAGUGAUCGGACAGAAUGUGCAGGGUACAAAGGGAAUACAGAGAAAGGGCACUUAUCCCAAGGUGGGCUUUCAUAAAGGAAGAACAUCUAAAGAUGAGCCUGAGCUGCAGUUUGAAAGAAAUGUGAGUCCUUGGGAGAAAGAAGGUGGGAAGUAUGUCCUAAACAGAGGAAGGAAUGUCCGUGAAGGUUUGUCAUGUAAAUGUGAGGCAAGAAGUGGUUCAGAGAUUGACUGGCAGGACUUGCUUGCUGAGAAGUGUGGUUUUACGACUCACCCAGUGGAUGAUUUGGGGACUAGGACAAGUGGCACAGGCUUGGUAGGGAGACUGGUGAGUUCCAUUGUGAACAUACACUUGAGGUACAUGUGAGAUAGCCAUGCCUGGUAUGCACAGUGCAAGUUCAGGGGUGAAGUCAGGGCUAGAAAUUUGGAUGUGGAAAUGAUCGGAAUGCAAAUUAAAAUGUGUGAGUUUACUCAAAGAGGGCAUGCUUAUGAGAACAGUUGGCCAAGAGAGCAUUUUUAUACGGAGGAUGAAGAGCACUUGAUCAGCAGGGAGGAGGGACAGAGGGGAAUGAAGCACGACAGAGGAGAGGAGUGUUGGCAUUCCUACCAUUUAAGUGCAACAGAGAGAUCUAGAACAAUGGGCUGGAGAGUGACAACUGGAAUACCAGUCGGAAGGCUGCUCUCGGGAGUGACAGGUUGUCAUCUCCUCCUGUUCCCUUCGUCUCGAGAUUCCCCCAGUUCUUUAACCCCUAAGCCUACUCCUUGCUCAUCAAGAGCACUGAUAGCCCUUCACCACUGCUGGAUGGACUCUAUAUUUCAGCCAGAGUGUAGACCUUAACGAAGCAGAGGCCAGGAACAUGACUUUGUUAGGACCUGCAGAAACAGGCAUCAAAGUUUGAGUUACAGGAAUGGAAUUAGAGUGUGAAACCCACCCGCUCCGGGGUAUCGGGAUGGGGGAUGCCAGAACACGGAUGAAAUUUAUGUCACAGUUAGCAUAUGAAGGAGCCAAGACCAGCAAUUAACAGGCUCACAUUAUUUUCUGAACAUUCCUUAUUACGGGAUUUAUUUGAAAUUUCCAGGAGCUUUGUUUUCCAGGUUAUGCUUUUCAGCCUUAAAAAAGUGCUAAUCAGCAUCUGAUUGCUCCAAGUCUCCUUGAUGUCUAGGAGCUUUUUUUGGCUUGAUCUUAGGCAUUUUUGUUACUUCAAAAUCAUACUUCCUCUGUUUCCUCAGCUUGUAAGAGUAGACUUUUCCUUUAAACCCUUUCUCUUAGUUCAGAUUGAUUAAUAUUCUAGUGUUCAGCUACCCAUGUAGAAUUAGGUCCUUGCUCUGACCUUAGUGUAGUGGCUGGGCUUCCUGUAACCAGCUUCCUUUAUGCCAGUCUGUUUUCCUUGGUGACGGUAUGGGGGUUCAGGGGUGCAUCGGAAUUCUGUGUUCCAUAGACUUCCUGAACGAUGCUUGCCCACCCACCCACUGCAUGGAUUUUGUGCUCUUCCUAGACAUUGGGAAACCCUGCAAUGCUGCAGGUAACUACACUGCUCUGGUCACAGUGCCUCAUCACCAUGGAGCCAGCCUCUACAGUCCUGGUUGGUGUUCUCAGCCCCUGUACCAGCAGAGUACAUGGCUUUUGAGCAAACCUGCCUCCUCCCUUGCAUUUCCAUGGUCGUUUCUUCUUGUUAGGACAGUCUCCAGGAGGAAAGUAAGCAGGUUUCUCUCCUCACUUCUUUCCUGCAUCCUUUGCUUUAGCUGAAGCCUCCAUCUUUUCUAAGUGUCUUCCAUGGAUGCUGUGAUUCACCUGGGACACCCUGAGAAUGUGAAUCACCAAACUCAGGGAGGAAUGAAUUAUUGUUUUUCAAAAGAAAGAAAGAGAAUAAUGGUCGUUUGAAGGGGCAAAUAUUUUUUUGCCUUUUAAUCGAACACUUUUUCUAAAGACCUAACAGUUUCAUGAUAAAUAUUUUAGUUGCAUAAUUGAAUGCGGUGAAAUAGUUCUUGUGCGUGAUAGGUUGUAAAGUCUCACAUUGUCCUUCGGGCCACUCAGCUGGCUUAUCAGGACUGCUGCAUCAUAGUGCAAGUUCUGAACUUUUUAAGAAGUUUGCUAUAUAAGAUCAAGGUGGUUUUGCAAUCUAUUUUUAAUGAGCAGGAGAAAAACAACUUUAGGAAAAAAGAUAAUCUUACCAGAUGAGUUUUGCUUUCUCAUUUCAGAAAAUGAGAACCACAUAAUCCAUUAACUUGUCUUUCCUGCCUGAACUUCUAGAUAUCUGAACCGAAUUUAAUAUUCAGUGCAGGACUUCUUUCAUGCGAGCUGCCUAAUGACAUUUGCUUCUCUGUUCAUU
This is a messenger RNA of Acinonyx jubatus (cheetah), 8639 nucleotides long. RefSeq names its product ATP/GTP binding carboxypeptidase 1 (gene AGTPBP1). The transcript has 26 exons. The record is from RefSeq and is a predicted model, not a curated record. Gene Ontology annotation, molecular function: metallocarboxypeptidase activity; zinc ion binding. The coding region runs from base 262 to 3813 and encodes 1183 amino acids. Lineage: Eukaryota; Metazoa; Chordata; Mammalia; Carnivora; Felidae. Gene Ontology annotation, biological process: C-terminal protein deglutamylation; protein side chain deglutamylation; proteolysis.